Messenger RNA from Cyclopterus lumpus (lumpfish), 1850 nucleotides. It is a transcript of the gene aldh3b1, whose product is annotated as aldehyde dehydrogenase 3 family, member B1. The coding region runs from base 325 to 1734 and encodes 469 amino acids. The record is from RefSeq and is a predicted model, not a curated record. Gene Ontology annotation, cellular component: cytoplasm. Gene Ontology annotation, molecular function: aldehyde dehydrogenase (NAD+) activity. Lineage: Eukaryota; Metazoa; Chordata; Actinopteri; Perciformes; Cyclopteridae. Gene Ontology annotation, biological process: aldehyde metabolic process. The transcript is spliced from 10 exons.
AAAGUUGAUCCACGGGGGAAUAACACCUGUUGGAUAUUAAAAAAAAUAUAUUAUUUGCACCAGGAAGUGGAAACAAAUUAAGUGUUUUUUACGGUCAGAAUUGUCCGAGGGGGGCAACGGACAUCCGGGACAUCACGUGCGUCCCCACCGACGGUGACAUCAAAACUGGAGGCGCUCUCACCUGAAAACUGGUUUUUCUGGAUCAACCCCCAAAAAAGCUCAAUUUCCCGUAAAGUCAACCGACACUGAAGUUAGAGACAACACCCGGAAUUACCUGCUCACUGUCUUCGGUGUGUCAUUGGCGCGGGACACGAGCUCAACAGGAUGGAAACUCAGAGCCAGGUCGUCGACAGGUUGCGGUCGGUGUUUCGUUCGGGCGUCACGAUACCGGUGGAGUUUCGCUUGAAUCAGCUGGCCGAGCUCAUGUCCAUGAUCAAAGACAACGAGGAGCAGAUUUUAAGUGCACUGCAUAAAGACCUUGCAAAGCCAAAAUUUGAGGCCAUCAUGUCCGAGGUUGAUAUCGUGGUCAACGAGCUGCACUACACCAUCGCUAACUUGACAACCUGGAUACAGCCGGACUAUGUCGCCAAAAACCUGGCCACAAAGCUGGAUGACUGUUUUGUACGGAGGGAAGCGUUGGGAGUGGUGCUGAUCAUCGGGCCGUGGAACUACCCCCUGCACCUCCUUCUCCUACCUUUGGUUUCAGCCAUUGCUGCAGGUAACUGUGCGGUCAUCAAGCCGUCGGAGGUCAGCGCCCACACAGACCUGCUGAUGGCAGAGCUCAUCCCCAAAUAUCUGGCUCAGGACUGUUACGCCGUUGUUCGUGGUGGAGCAGAGGAGACCACGACGCUUCUGCACAAUCGCUUUGACCACAUCUUCUAUACGGGUUCUCAGACUGUGGCACGCAUCAUCCUACGGGCCGCCUCAGUCCACUUGACCCCGGUGACCUUGGAACUGGGUGGCAAGUGUCCGUGUUUUAUAUACGGGCGGGUGAACAUCGCGGCCGCCGCUCGACGCUUGGUGUGGUCAAAGUAUUUCAACGCCGGCCAGAGCUGCGUGGCACCGGACUACGUGCUGUGCUCGGCCGCCACGAGGGACGCCCUGCUGCCCGCGCUGCGCCAGACCCUGGAGGAAUUCUACGGCGAGGAUCCUCAGACCAGCCCCGACCUGUCCCGCAUCGUGUCGCCCCGACACUGGACUCGACUGAUGGAGCUGCUCAAGAGGUCUGCUGGCAAGGUCGUGUUGGGAGGAGAGAGCGACCAGGAGGACAAGUACAUCGCUCCCACAGUGUUGGUGGACGUGUCAGAGGACGACGCUCUGAUGGCGGAGGAGAUCUUCGGCCCCAUCCUGCCCAUCCUCACCGUGGAGUCUCUGGAGGAAGGCAUCGCCUUCAUCAACCGCCAAGAGAAGCCGCUGGCCCUCUACGUCUUCUCCGACGAGUCCUCCGUGGUGAACACAGUUCUGGAGAAGACCAGCAGUGGAGGGUUCUGCUCCAAUGACGGCAUCAUCCACAUGUGCCUGCCGACCCUGCCCUUCGGAGGUGUAGGGGCGAGCGGGUGGGGCAGCUACCACGGCCGCUGGGGCUUCGAGACGUUCAGCCACCGGCGGGCCGUCAUGCUGCGCGGCUGGAUGUUGGAGAGACUCAACGGCCUGCGCUACCCACCGUACCGGGAGGACAAGCUGAGCUGGCUGCGCUGGACAACCUCGGCCAAGAGCAGCUGCUCGCUCAUGUGAUGACGUGAGAUAGAGAAGAUGGAGAGCUUUUUAAUACUCAUUUGUACGAUACUAAUUUUAUUGGUGUAAAUGUUUGGGGUACUUCAACUGGAAAUGGGGAGUUUUUAUUUUAUUUU